CCAAAGGCCUUUAGUUUAUACGUCGCCGUGAAAUAGAACAGUUCGCAAUGAGUUUAGCGGGAAAAGUUGUUAUUGUAACCGGCGCUAGUUCAGGUAUUGGUGCAGCAACCGCAGUAGAGUUCGCCAAACAAGGCGCUAAAGUCGUACUAGUUGGACGGAAUGAGACAAAUCUAAAAGCCACUGAAGUAUCCUGCAAGGCAGCCAACAACAAAGCUGAGUUACUACCCAUCAUUGCUGACGUCACUGUGGAUGCGGAGCGCAUUAUAAAAACCACAGUUGAGAAGUUUGGCAAAUUGGAUGUUUUAGUUAAUAAUGCUGGUUACGGCGAAGCCGGUAAUAUUCUGGAUAUUGACGUUGAUCAAUUCGAUCGUGUAAUGAAUACAAACUUACGUUCGGUUUUCCUUCUAACCAAACUUGCUGCGCCACAUCUCAUCAAGACUCAAGGUAGUAUUGUGAAUGUCUCCAGCGUCGCUGGUUUACGUUCAUUCCCUGGUGUUUCCGUCUAUUGCACUUCCAAGGCUGCUCUUGAUCAAUUCACACGUUGUAUUGCCCUGGAUUUGGCGCCUCAUAAAGUGCGUGUGAAUGUCGUUAAUCCUGGUGUUAUCAUCACUGACUUCCAAAGACGCUUGGGCAUGACGGAGGAGGAGUAUGCUCAAUAUUUGGUACGUUGUAAGGAAACUCACGCUCUCGGCCGUGUUGGUGAGGCGAAGGAAGUGGCCGAUGCCAUUCUUUUCUUGGCCAGCGAUAAGUCCAGUUUUAUAACGGGUGCCAGUCUGCCCAUUGAUGGUGGCAAACAUGCUAUGUGUCCACGUUAAAAAUAAAUAGAAUUACAGAUUUUGUAUAUUGAUGUCAAUAAAAUUUUAUUGUGAUUAAAA
This is a messenger RNA of Ceratitis capitata (Mediterranean fruit fly), 875 nucleotides long. RefSeq lists its product as uncharacterized. The coding region runs from base 48 to 815 and encodes 255 amino acids. The transcript has a single exon. The record is from RefSeq and is a predicted model, not a curated record. Gene Ontology annotation, molecular function: oxidoreductase activity. Lineage: Eukaryota; Metazoa; Arthropoda; Insecta; Diptera; Tephritidae.